Molecule: messenger RNA, 2293 nt
Organism: Sorex fumeus (smoky shrew)
Lineage: Eukaryota; Metazoa; Chordata; Mammalia; Eulipotyphla; Soricidae
Gene: PDYN
Product: prodynorphin
Exons: 2
Coding region: 18-749 (243 amino acids)
Biological process (GO): sensory perception; chemical synaptic transmission; neuropeptide signaling pathway
Cellular component (GO): neuronal cell body; axon terminus; dendrite
Molecular function (GO): opioid receptor binding
Source: RefSeq, a predicted model, not a curated record
CAGCAGGAGCUGAGAGAAUGGCGUGGCGCGGGCUGGUGCUAGCUGCUUGCCUCCUGCUUCUGCCCUGUGCCGCCGCGGACUGCCUGUCCCGGUGCUCCUCAUGUGCUGUGAAGACCCAGAGUGACCCCAAACCCGUCAACCUCCUGGUUUGCUCCCUAGAAUGCCAGGCUGCCCUGCUGCCUGCCAAGGAGUGGGAAAGAUGCCAGAGCCUCCAGCCUUUGCUCACCCCCGACGCCCUUUAUCCGAACGGCGAGGAAGGCUCGGAGACCCGUGCAAAGCCAAAGCCCUACAGUGAGCUGGUCACUGGCCCCGAGUAUUACCUGAAGGAUAUGAAGAACAUCCGAAUCGUGCUGGAAGCCCCGAAGGAGAAGCGUGCUGUGGGCAGGCAGAGGGUGAGUGGACCCAACUCUCUGCCAGUGUACAUCCAGCCCGAGGAUGAAUACCUGGAGGCGAUGGCAGCGGCGGAGGCCGCCUCGGAGGAGAACCCCAAGGAGCAGUUCAAACGCUAUGGGGGCUUCUUACGCAAAUACCCCAAGAGGAGCUCAGAGGUGGCGGAGGAGGCGGAUGGAGAGAAGGAGGGCCACGAGGACCUGUACAAACGCUACGGGGGCUUCUUACGGCGCAUCCGUCCCAAGCUCAAGUGGGACAACCAGAAGCGCUACGGCGGCUUUCUCCGGCGCCAGUUCAAGGUGGUAACUCGGUCGCAGGAAGACCCCAAUGCCUACUCUGGAGAGCUCUUGGAUGCCUAAGCACCUCCCCCACCCGAGGUGGAGUCAGGAGAUCCUGGGUUUGCCCUCCCCUUGUGCUCUGUCCCCAUGCUCAGAUGCGCACGCACGGUCUGCAAAUUUCUAAGCCUAACCUGCCUGUCUUCUGCUUGUGGGGCGGCGAUUGGCUGGGAUCUGCGAGGGGCGGGACGGAGGGUCCUUCUCCAAUAGGCGUAGCUCUUGCCUCCCUAGAUCUCUCCAAGUCCCUCCCUCUGUUCGCCUGACUCUCCAAUUCCAUGACUCUGGACAGGCUGAUCCUUCUGCUAGGCCUUUGCCCUUCUCAUUCAUGCCUUUCUCACAGGAGGAAUGAGCAAGCCCUCACCCAUACACACGUGUUCUUGCAGACAGUAUGUACGUGUGUCAUGAGACAACUCCAAGGAUAGGAAUUUAAGUCACAGUAGAUAAAUAGAAAUUCUAACAGUUUGUUCCCCAGCUUCAAAGGGUCUCAUUCUGCAAAACCACUGGGAGACCAUACUUUAGUUAAAAGCGAAAGUGCUGCCCUUUGUUGGAGCAGAAGUUCCUGCCUUAGAGAGUUUAGUUGGGUCUGUGGCCAGUCUGUAUGCUCUGAGUUCUCAUUGUUUAAAAGUGCUCUUUGCAGAAGGACCCAGUUCCUGAACUAGUCCUCUGAGAACACCAGCGCCUCAUGGAGAGGGAGUGAAAAUCCUUUUCCUGGGGGAUUAGAAAGCGUUCUCCUGGAUGCCGUUCUCCUUCUGCUCCUUCUGUUCCUUCAGAGAGCAGUUCUCCUUUUGAAUGCUGAAAUGAUCAAGGAGGGAGCUAGGCAGAGCAAUUUGUACUGCGCAACGAACUCAAAAUGUGGAUCAGUUCCCUGAGCUCUCAUUAAACUAAUUAAACUGAUCGGUAUCACACUCCUACCCCAGGAUGAACUGAAGCUGAGUCAAGUUGAUGAGAUUAAGCCCAACCAAGUUCUUGAGCAGCUGAAUUGGCCGCCAAGAGUCCAAACCAUCUGCUCCAACAUAUGUGUCGGGCAUUGGGCAAGGGAAUCCAGAAGCAAGAGCGAAAAAGAGAAAAAGGCCCACUCCAAGCCCCAUGAUGAUUCUUUCCUCUUAAUGUCUCAAAACAAGAGAGAGGAAUGAAAUGAUUAAGUGCUAGAGGCCAAAUGAGCGCUCUCUCUCCCUCUCUCUGUCUUUCUCUCCCUCUUUUUCUCUCUCCCUCUCUUGCGCUCUCUCUCUCUCUCUCUCUCUCACACACACACACAUACACACACACACUCACUCACACACUCACUCACAUACACCUCAGCAUUGAUUCAGUUGGUGGAUCCAGGAAGUAAGGCUGAAAAAGAAAAUGGACUUGAGUUUGGUUACUUUCCUAUGAUGCAACUGAGCAUACUUCCUCUUUAUACCCAACACCCAGAUCUCAUGAUGUUCUGAAACAUAUAGAUGGCUUUAGAGUUAAUUUGUGUGCUUAAAAAAGACAUUUAUGCAAUUUACUUGUAAUUUGCUUAGUCCUUAAUAGUCCUGUGUCAUUUCCUACUCUUCCAGUAUAAUAAAUUUAAAAUAAGACACUAA